Messenger RNA from Brassica napus (rape), 1077 nucleotides. RefSeq names its product F-box/kelch-repeat protein At4g38940. The coding region runs from base 1 to 1077 and encodes 358 amino acids. NCBI's taxonomy places the organism in Eukaryota, Viridiplantae, Streptophyta, Magnoliopsida, Brassicales, Brassicaceae. The transcript has a single exon. Gene Ontology annotation, molecular function: protein binding. The record is from RefSeq and is a predicted model, not a curated record.
AUGGUUUCCAAAACAAAGGCAGAGGAUGAUAAAUCCUCAGAACCACCCUCGUCUCUGAUUAUUCCUUCACUUCCUGAAGAUAUCAUCAUUGACAUCUUAGCGCGUUCAUCAAGAUUCGACUAUCCAAAACUCUCCCUUGUUUCCAAACACUUUCGAUCACUCGUUGCUUCGCCUGAUCUACACGCAAGAAGAUCCUUGUUGGCCUGCACGGAGCACUGUCUCUACGUUGCCCUCUUUGACAUAAACAACUCUUCUCUUUACCAUUGGUAUAUCCUCUGCCGUAAAGCCAACGGCAGUCACUACUUGCUCUGUGCCCCCUCGACGCUUCCCUUUAUGUAUUACCCUGACUGCUCUGUGGCAGUGGGUUCUAUGAUAUAUGUUUUUGGCGGGGUUACAAAUAUGACGACAAAUGCGUUUAGCAUGGAUUGUAGAUCCCACACGGUGGAAACCCUCCCAAGCAUUCCUAUUCCUUUGGUUUGUAAAUUCGCUGGCUUCAUCGACGGGAAAAUAUAUGUUAUUGGACAUUGCUAUCAUGACAACAAAAAGAAUCUGAUGGUUGUGUUUGAUAUAGAAACACAAAAGUGGGAGAUUAAGCCAGAGAUGGAGGCAGGUUUCAGAGCAAGGGAUGCUAAUCUGGUGAUGGCUGAUAAAAUAUACAGAACGGAUUAUUGUAGUAGAAGCUAUGUGUACAAGCCAGUGGAAAGUAGAUGGGAAAAAGACUAUAUGCUGAUUUAUUGUCCGCAUUGGGUGAAGAAUGCAUGUGUGGUUGAUGAUGUAUUGCUCUACCAGGAUAGGGAAAUGAACACCUUAAAAGCGUAUGAUCCAAAUAUGAGGUAUUGGCGAGUGGUGGAAGGCUUGAAAAAUUUGUUGGCGGAGGCAUCAGGUUCACAGUGGUUACGUAUUGUGAAUUACGGUGGGAAUAUGGCUUUGGUUUUCAGAAGAACAAGUAAGAUUUGGUGUGCGGAGAUUUCGCUGGAAAGACGUCAAGGAGGGGAGAUUUGGGGUAAAGUUGAGUGGUGUGAUCAUGUUUUGACUGGAAAUUUUGGAACUAGGAAAUGUCUAGCUGUUAAGGUUUGA